AUGCCGUCCUAUCUGAUCACCGGCGCAAGUCGAGGGCUAGGCUACACCUGGCUCAAGCAACUGUCCUCCAACCCACAAAACAUAGUCAUAGGGCUUGUGCGCGAAAAAGCUACCACGCAAAACCGUCUACUGAUCGAUCGAGUGACCAACGUCCACCUGGUCCGCGCCGACAUCACCGACCCCAAAGCCCUAGAGACGGCGGCCGAGCAAGUCGGCGCCAUCACCGGUGGGAGCCUGGAUAUUCUAAUCAACAACGCCGCCAUCUUGACCCCCAACAGCGCUUUCCGACCGAUCAUGGACCUGUCACCUGAAAUUCUGGAGCGAGAGAUCUUGGAUUCAUGCCGCACUAAUGUUGUUGGCGUGGCUCAUACAGUCAAUGCUUGCCUGCCGCUAAUUCGAAGGGGAAGAGACAAGAAAGUCAUCGCCAUCUCGUCAAUGUUGGCCGAUCCCGACCUCGUCCGACAUUUUGCAUUGGACCAGGCUACACCCUACGCCAUCUCCAAAUCCGCGGCCAAUCUCCUCAUGGCCAAGUACCAUGCAUCGCUCGGGGUAAUGGAAGGGAUCCUGUUCAUGUCCAUCAGUCCCGGUGCUGUUUCCAAGCCGUACACGGCACCGACUGAGGAUGAAAUGGAGGGAAGACGAAAGAUGAUUGUCAAGCUCAAGUCGUAUGCGCCGCAUUUCUCGGGGCCGAUGUCGAUGGAGGAGAGUGUGUGCCGGCAAUGGGAGGUCAUUGAAAAUGCGACCGUGGAGACCCAUGGAGGGGCUUUUGUCAGUCACUUGGGAAAUAGGCAAUGGUUGUGA
Penicillium oxalicum is the source of this 801-nucleotide messenger RNA. RefSeq lists its product as uncharacterized. Gene Ontology annotation, molecular function: oxidoreductase activity, acting on the CH-OH group of donors, NAD or NADP as acceptor. Bases 1 to 801 code for a protein of 266 amino acids. NCBI's taxonomy places the organism in Eukaryota, Fungi, Ascomycota, Eurotiomycetes, Eurotiales, Aspergillaceae. The transcript has a single exon. The record is from RefSeq and is a predicted model, not a curated record.